This is a messenger RNA of Saccostrea cuccullata (small rock oyster), 1696 nucleotides long. RefSeq lists its product as uncharacterized. The transcript has 4 exons. The record is from RefSeq and is a predicted model, not a curated record. NCBI's taxonomy places the organism in Eukaryota, Metazoa, Mollusca, Bivalvia, Ostreida, Ostreidae. The coding region runs from base 426 to 1667 and encodes 413 amino acids.
UUAGAUAAAUUCAAUAUCUCUGCCAUCGUCGCCCGGAACUAUUUUUGGUAUAUUGAAAGAUUAUUAUAAAAUGCAUAAUUUCUAAAAGUUUCAUUCCGGGCGACAGUGGCAGAAGGGUUGAAAUAUUAAUGAGAUAAUUUUUUAACUACGGUCACCGUGUUAAAACCACCGCGCAUAUUCAGUUCAUUGAAGAGGAGACGACGAUAACCAAGGCUACCAUUUAAUUAUAAACAUCUUUUUUAGUUUAUUUCAUAAUUUUAGAAUGCUUUGAUUUGUUACAAUUUCUUAUUUUUAAAAAUCCGGAUAAAUUUGAUCCAAAAGUACGGAACGCUGACAUUUUGGUUGUUAUGGUUAGUGUAAACAGAGCAGUGUAAAGAUAGGGCCAACGUUUAACAGAUUCUUCCUGCAUAAUCCUGGGAACCAGGAUGGAUGAGAGACGAUAUAAGUGUGCUCUGUGCAACAAGAAGAUCCCCCAGGAUGAACGACGGCCAGCUACUUUAUUUCUUUCUGUUUUACAGAAACAUUUUUCUGUAAAUGUGGAAGACUCAGACGUAUUGUGUAAUAAGUGUCGUCAUAAGUGUAGGAAAAAGAAUAAAUCUUUUGCCACUGGACUCACAUUACCAAGGCCAGCUCCCCAGGAGGAAAAAGAGGAUCCAACUUACGCAUCACCAAAUCCAAAGAAAACCAGACUCUCAUUUCAUAGUCCUCCUUCCGUUCCCCUGCCAAUUCCAUCAACAACCCAAAGCCAUGGUUACUGCCUUGUUUGCAAGAAACCGGGACCCAAACUUGUUACAGUUUCCCAUCAUGUUCGUAUGUUUGUAUUCAUCAGUCGAGGGAUAAUUAUCCCGUCUGGUGCAAGGUGUUGUACUCGACAUUUGGAAAAUGGGAAAAUGACUGAUGAAGCUAUGGAGCAGAUUAAGACGAGUGAGAGCACGACACUGAACAAAACUUCUAUCACCAAUCUAAUCAAGGAAUUGCGAGAUAAAGCAUUUCAGCAAUCGAGGCUUGACUUUGAUGAUGAAGGCAGCCUAGACGACAGUGACUAUCAAGUGCUGACAGGAUUUUCUCGUUUUGAAUUUCAUGACAUUGUCUCAACAAUUACCAGUAUCAACUCCUCCAAAAAUCGAAGCAAGAGGACUUGUGUAGCCAUCCUGUUGAUGAAACUGAGAUCAGCCCUUUCAAACAAAAUGCUUGCCGUUUUAUUUUGCAUGACUAAGUUUCAAGUUCGACGAGCUAUUGCAUCUGCCAGAGCAGCGCUUAUGAAAGACUUCGUGCCAUCCAAUCUUGGAUUUCAGCAUGUUACACGUGAAGAAGUCAUUCACAACCACACUCGUGAGCUAGCUAGGGAUCUUUUGACCCACGACAUCACGACAAACCCUGCAAUCUUGGUUUUGGAUGGAACGUAUGUCUACAUACAGAAAAGUUCAAAUUUUGCUUUUGCACGACGAUCAUACAGUUUAUACAAACAUAGGCCCCUGGUAAAACCAAUGAUCGUGGUAACAACGAGUGGAUAUAUUGUAUCGGUUCUUGGGCCCUAUCUGGCUGACACAAAGAAUAAUGACGCCAACAUCCUAAAACACAUGAUUUAUAGUAAUGCUGAGGAGAUCAGGAGUUGGAUACAGGAAGAUGACGUCUUUGUUGUCGACCGUAGUUUCAGGGACGCUUAGGAUUUGUUGGAAGACAUUGGAAUCAGGAU